Messenger RNA from Ziziphus jujuba (common jujube), 1218 nucleotides. RefSeq names its product bark storage protein A. The transcript is spliced from 6 exons. The coding region runs from base 69 to 1085 and encodes 338 amino acids. The record is from RefSeq and is a predicted model, not a curated record. Gene Ontology annotation, molecular function: catalytic activity. Lineage: Eukaryota; Viridiplantae; Streptophyta; Magnoliopsida; Rosales; Rhamnaceae. Gene Ontology annotation, biological process: nucleoside metabolic process.
CUUGUAUUAUUAUAUAUAUGACAUAUGGUGGAACUAGUUUGGUUUAAGCUUCGUGCAAUAAUACAAACAUGGAUCCAGAAAAGUUUGCAAAAUAUUGUUUGAGCAUUGUGGUUUUGAUAUCCUUGGUGGUAGUUGUUAAUGCAUCUUCAUUGCCAUCAAGCAGGAGAUCAAAAUAUGAAAUACUCAAGCAAAUUAAUCGAAAUGGACCAUAUAUUGGUCUUAUUACUGUUUAUGCACCUGAAGAAACUGCUUUUUUUGGUAAUGGUGCUUUUAAGCCUAAUCCAAAUCACCCAUUCGUUGAUCUCUCUGGUCGGCGAUUCAAAAUUGGAAAGGUUCAUGAUAAGAAAGUCAUAUAUGUGAGAUGCGGCAUUGGAAUGGUGAACGCAGCUGCAGCAACACAACAAAUGGUGGAUUUGUUUAACGUUGCCGGAAUUGUCCAUUUUGGUAUCGCCGGAAAUGUCAACAACUCCAUGUCUAUCGGAGAUGUUUCAAUUCCCAAGCAGUUAGCUGACACUGGCCUUUGGGAUUGGGUGAACCCAAAUGGGACUUUGGACUCUACUGAUGUUGCUCACUUGGAGAUUGAAACCUACAAUGUCCCAAAAGGAGGAGAAAACCUAUUGGGAAGCAUUGGCUAUAUGCAAGAACAAUUCUUCUCAGCUUCAGGGAAGCCAAACGUUUCUCAACCAUUGUUCUGGAUACACGUUAAUCAGCAAUGGCUUCAAGUUGCUUCCAAAUUAGAGAGAAUGGAUAAUCUGCUGGAAAGAUGUGUGAAUUCGAGUUUGUGUCUACCAGAGAAGCCAAAGGUAGUAGUAGGGCUAAGGGGAGCAACAGCCAACAUUUUUGUCGACAAUGCAGCGUACAGAGAUUACCUUUUCAACACGUUCCAUAUUUCUUCCAAUGACAUGGAGAGUGCUGCUGUUGUUAUGACAAGCGUGUCGAACGGGUUUCCGGUGAUCGUAAUUAGAGGGCUAUCGGACCUUGCAGGAGGACAAUCGGGGCAGAAUGGAAUUCAAACCUUUGGAUCCCUUGCUGCUCGUAAUACUGCCAAUGUUGUUGUUCAGUUUUUAAAGGAGCUCAAAACUUAAUGAGUUAUAAGUAGUACCAAAAUUUGAUUCUUUUCUUUUUAUGAAUUUGCUGUAUUUCUCCAAUAAACAACCAUAUUAUUUCACCUUUAUUAGUGAAUGUGAUGCACAAGAGACAAUUUCCAUUUACGCUAGA